Molecule: messenger RNA, 3127 nt
Organism: Populus nigra (black poplar)
Lineage: Eukaryota; Viridiplantae; Streptophyta; Magnoliopsida; Malpighiales; Salicaceae
Product: ethylene receptor 2-like
Exons: 3
Coding region: 650-2938 (762 amino acids)
Biological process (GO): phosphorelay signal transduction system; response to ethylene
Cellular component (GO): endoplasmic reticulum membrane; endoplasmic reticulum
Molecular function (GO): protein binding; ethylene receptor activity; ethylene binding
Source: RefSeq, a predicted model, not a curated record
UCGGACCCAUUGCUUUUUUGGUUCCUCACAUUUUCAGUUUUACUACAGCAUCUCUCUUCCUCUUUACCCUCUACUCUCUCUCUAGGACUCGAGCCGUUUUCUUUUAGCAAAGGUCUGUUCCCUGUUCUUACUUUCUCUCUCUGACUGACGAUACAGAAGGGCUCUUUCUUUUAUUUUUCGCUGGUCCUUGUAUACAUACAGCCCAUUACACUUUGUGCCAUACCAGGUGGUGGUUUGGGUCUUUUCCGUAUCUAUCUAUCCUUCCUUCCUUCCUUCCUUUUUUUUUUUUUUUUCCUUCUUCCGAGAGAGUUUGGUACAAGGAUUUGCUUCUACUAUAUAAGACGUGAUGUAUUGGUGUAGCAAAGUUUAUGCUUGCCUGGAUGCUUUCUGUAACUGAGCAGGUUUCGGCUCUUCUUUUCUAUUAGGUAUAACCAAAUAACUCUCUGUAAAUUUCUAUGUCAGUGCAUGUUAGAGAUCAAUGAAGAAGAUCCAUCUGGGUUUUUGAAGGAAAUGAGAAUUGAAGCUGGAGAUGUUUGAUUUCUAUAGUUAAACGUAGUUGCUUGGCAAAUUUGUUGGGAAAAAAAAAAGAUUCAAAAUUGUUGAUUUCAUAAAUGGAUUGAGAUAGAGGUAGCAGCCCAUAUUGGUCGCAAUGUUAAAAGCAUUAGCUCCUGGGCUGCUGUUGAUUUUAUCACUCCUGAUAUCAGCUUCUGCAAACGACAACGGGUUUUCUCGAUGUAAUUGUGAAGAUGAGGGCAGUUUAUGGAUCAUAGAAAGCAUUCUAGAGAGCCAAAGAGUGAGUGAUUUCUUGAUUGCCGUGGCCUAUUUUUCAAUCCCUAUCGAGCUGCUAUACUUCGUUAGCUGCUCAAAUGUUCCAUUCAAAUGGGUUCUCUUCGAGUUCAUUGCUUUCAUUGUUCUAUGUGGAUUAACCCAUUUGAUCAAUGGCAUGACGUACGGCCCCCACACAUUUCAGCUUAUGCUUGCUCUCACUGUCUUCAAGAUUUUAACUGCUCUGGUUUCUUGUGCCACUGCCAUUACCCUUUUCACUCUCAUUCCUUUGCUUCUCAAAGUGAAGGUCAGAGAAUUCAUGUUGAAGAAGAAGGCGUGGGAUCUUGGUCGUGAAGUUGGGAUUAUAAUGAAACAAAAAGAAGCUGGGUUGCAUGUUCGUAUGCUUACUCAAGAGAUUCGAAAAUCACUGGAUAGGCAUACGAUUUUGUAUACUACCCUUGUUGAGUUAUCUAAGACAUUGGGGUUGCAAAACUGUGCUGUUUGGAUGCCUAAUGAGAUGAAAACCCUGAUGGAUUUGACCCAUGAGCUGAAUAGGGGUAAUUAUUUGAGUUCAGAUAAUCCUUCAAUUCCAAUCACUGAUCCUGAUGUUGUUAGGAUUAAACGAAGUGAAGCGGUAAACAUUCUUCGGCCUGACUCAGCGCUUGCUGCUGCAAGCCAUGGGGAGUCUGGUGAGCCAGGGCCUGUGGCUGCAAUUCGAAUGCCAAUGCUUCAUGUUAGCAAUUUCAAAGGGGGGACUCCUGAGAUAGUUCAGGCUUGUUAUGCGAUUUUGGUAUUGGUUCUCCCCGGUGGACAACCCAGAUCCUGGACCAACCAGGAAGUAGAGAUAAUUAAGGUGGUAGCUGAUCAGGUGGCCGUGGCUCUCUCUCAUGCUGCAGUUCUUGAAGAGUCCCAACUCAUGAGGGAGAAGUUGGAGGAGCAAAACCGAGCUUUGCAACAGGCCAAAAUGAACGCAAUGAUGGCAAGCAAAGCUAGGGGUGCUUUUCAGAAGGUAAUGAGUGAUGGGAUGAAAAGACCAAUGCAUUCGAUCUUGGGUUUGAUUUCCUUGAUACAGGAUGGUAAUUUGAGUGGUGAGCAACGGAUUAUUGUUGAUGCAAUGAUGAGGACUAGCAAUGUCCUAUCAACGUUGAUAAAUGAUGUGACUGAAAUUUCAAUAAAGGAUAGUGGAAGAUUUUCAUUGGAUAUGAGAUCAUUUGGGUUACAUGCCAUGAUCAAAGAAGCAGCAUGCCUUGCCAAAUGCUUGUGCAUUUAUAGGGGCUUUGGUUUUUCAAUUGAGGUUGACAAGUCCUUGCCGGAUAAUGUUAUGGGUGAUGAAAGGAGGGUUUUUCAGGUGAUUUUGCAUAUGGUUGGGAACCUACUUGAUCACAACAAUGGAGGAGGGUUUGUAGUGCUUCGGUUUUUCUCAGAGAAUGGAAGUCAAGAGAGGAAUGAUCAGAGAUGGACCACCUGGAGACCAUGCAUGUCUGAUGGGGAUGUAUAUAUCAGAUUUGAAAUUGCAAUAAACAAUAGUGGCUCCGAAUCAGAGGGCUCAGCUUCAAUGUUACAACUUAGUGGUAAGAGGUUUGCCAGCGAUGGAGUUGAGGAGGGCUUGAGCUUCAGCAUUUGCAAAAAGCUGGUCCAUUUGAUGCAAGGUAAGAUCUGGAUGAUGCCCAACUCUCAAGGUUUUGCUGAAAGCAUGGGAUUUGUUCUUCGGUUCCAACUUCGACCAUCCAUUGCAGUGGCCAUCUCUGAAUCUGGAGAAUCUUCAGAGAACCCACAUUCCAACUCUUUUUUCAAAGGCUUGCAAGUUCUAUUAGCUGAUGCUGAUGAUUUGAACAGAGCCGUGACUCGGAAGCUGCUUGAGAGGCUAGGUUGCAAUGUUGCUACUGUUGCAUCUGGGUUUGAAUGCCUUAGUGCUCUUGGACCAGCUGCAUCUUUCCAAGUGGUUCUUUUGGAUCUUCAGAUGCCUGAGUUGGACGGAUAUGAAGUUGCAGUGAGAAUCCGGAAGUUUAGAAGUCGAAGUUGGCCUUUGAUCAUUGCCAUGACAGCAAGUUCUGAUGACGAUGUGUGGGACAAAUGCCUGCAAAUCGGAAUCAAUGGUGUCAUUCAGAAACCAGUUGUUCUAAAAGGAAUUUCCUAUGAGCUUCGAAGAGUCCUGGCAAACAAAGUUGUUUGACGAACAUUCUGUAUGUCACAAAACUGCUGUAGCUUUGAUUUUUUUCAGAGCAGUUUGGGGGUCACAAUUGAAUAACCAGACAACAUUUAGCCUCUCAAACCCCUACCAAUCUUCUAUCGUAGAGAUGUCUGCAUAUACAACAUUUACAGUAACAAUGAUAUACAUAUUUAGUUCCCCCUUUUCUUGAUU